UUUUUUUUUUUAAUAUACAAAUACAUAUGAAUAUACAUAAAACCAGCAUGUCUUUUAUUCUUAGGAAUCGGUCAUUCAAGUCAAUUAUAACAUCACGGCGUUUUUUAUCCAUUUCACAUUCUCGCUUAGCGGAACAAAAAGUGUCCAAACAGGAACUAUUACCUGAUGAACGUCUUCAGGAGCUUGUCGCUGCAUUAGAAAGACCCAGUGAACGUCAAUUGAGCGAUUCUCGAGAUGUUAUACGAUCGAUCGGAUCUCUUAAACCUCAAUCAACAUUAAUAAGCAGCUCGGAAAUGGAUAAACUUUACAAUCGUCUUAAUAAUGGAUUUACUGUACGUCAGUUGGCAGAUUUCUUACGUGCUAAUAAAAUACCUCAGAGGUAUAAAGAUAAAAAGAAGAACAUGCUGGCUAAUAUCAUUCAACGUCAUUGGGGUAUCAAAACAUACGAACAGGUUCAACUUGAAGAAAAGGAAAAACUCAAGGAUCGAGUUAGAAAGAGCUUUGCUGUUACACGACAAGAGUUAUUUUUCAUUUUUGCAGAUGAGGGUGAAGGGAUUCGACGUAUCGAACAAGACCAUCAGGUGAAUGUGACGAUUGAUGUGGAAAAUUUUGUUUAUAUUAUCGAGGGGCCUUCAAAGGCAAUUGAAGUAGCGAAACAUGCAAUUGAUACUCAGUUAACAAUUGUAGAGGGUCAAAUGGACUUGCCUCCACAAAUGAUAAACAAUGAACAGUUACAGUCAGAGAUUAACGAUGCGUUAGGAGAUGCAUCUAAGAUAGCUGGUAGUUAUAUUUCAUUAGAUGAUAAUAAGUUUUCUUUGUUUAGUUUGUCUGAAGAAAAACUAUCUAAUACAAAACAGCUGUUAAAGUUACUCUUAAAGGACCUAGUUGUGACAGAUGAAGAUAAACAAAAAGCGUUAGAAAGCACGAUUGUUCAAAACCAAUCUGAUUUUACUGUUUUACCUAUACAGGAUUCAUCUGCUAUGUCCAUAUUUGAUAGGCAUUUGAAUUGGGUUAGAACUAAACAGGAAAAUAUCGAUAAUGAAAAUGAAUUCAAGUUACUAGUAGAUGGACAAAAAAUUGGACGUUUUGAAAAUAUAAAAGACAUCUUAUUAAAGCCUUUUAAAGAACAUACUACUUUAAAUGAUAUAUCUUUAGAAGCAAGAUUUGGAUAUUUGUUAUUUCAAAACGAUGGAAAUAUGAAUAGCAAUUCGAUUCUGGAUCUUUAUAAAAAUAGGACAUUAUUCUUAAACACAAUUCCACCUCGGCAAUUGACAGCACCUUUUAUACCAUUUACGUUAAAUGAAGGAUUUCAUCAAAGAUCUAUACAAGUGGCAUAUUCGAAUAAUAACAAUAAAAUACAGCUUGAAUUCGUGAUAGACGAAAACGGUAAUAUAAACGUAAAGAGGACAAUCGGAGAAAAAAAAAGGUCGAUGGUAGAUGUUUUAGGCGUUCAUGGUAAUAUCGAUAUCCGAUUAAUAGCAAAGCAGUAUGAAGAAUAUAACCCUAAUGAUAAGCCUGAGUUGGCUAACUUAAUAAAUCAAUGUGAACUAUUAAGUUAUAACGAAUUUACAGCACCUAAAGAAUAUGAAAAUAUGAUGCUUUCAGAUAUUACCUUUUUAAACAAAAAGAGAUAUAUAUUCAAUGAUAAUUUAAUAUGCUUAAAUCAUAUCGAACAACAAGAUAAAUUAGCAAAACGAACUGAAUUAACAGUUACUUCAGUUGAUCCCCAAACUUUAGAUUUAGCAAAUGCUGUUGAAAAAUGGCCAUCUUUCUCUCAGCUUCUGAAUAGCAUUGCUAGUCAAUGGGUUUAUUCAGGUUUCUAAUAUAGAAUUUAUUAUAGACAUUUACAUAUAAAUAAAGAUACUUGUAUAUUUUGAAGGAAAAAAAAAAUAAUUAAUUGGAG
This is a messenger RNA of Cokeromyces recurvatus, 1903 nucleotides long. RefSeq lists its product as uncharacterized. Lineage: Eukaryota; Fungi; Mucoromycota; Mucoromycetes; Mucorales; Mucoraceae. The record is from RefSeq and is a predicted model, not a curated record. The transcript has 8 exons. Bases 27 to 1823 code for a protein of 598 amino acids.